This is a messenger RNA of Sinocyclocheilus rhinocerous, 1089 nucleotides long. RefSeq lists its product as uncharacterized. Bases 1 to 1089 code for a protein of 362 amino acids. The record is from RefSeq and is a predicted model, not a curated record. NCBI's taxonomy places the organism in Eukaryota, Metazoa, Chordata, Actinopteri, Cypriniformes, Cyprinidae. The transcript is spliced from 8 exons.
AUGACAUGUAAUCACUGUCAUGUGAGAGAAGCCAUCAUCCGUUGUGGGGAAUGUUUGCCCUCAGAGUGGUUUUGUGCAGAGUGUGAUCAAUUGGUACAUAAACACCACACUCUGCACAGUAGGCAGAGGCAGAGUUUGAGUGAAGAGCCAGGAUUCUUUGAUGGAAUGUUUUUAGCCAAAGACUCCAAUUUUGUUAAUUUUGUUGAGGAAGUCCGGGGGGCUAUCAAGAGUACGGCAGGAAAAGCGACGUGUGGGGAAUCCAACUGGACAGCAGCAAGAGAGACAUUAAAGCAGGCCAACAAGUUGGAUGAAGAAGGUGUAGAAAUUGCUGUGUGCAGGCAUGGAUUCCUCCUCAAAGGUCUGAAUAUGUAUAGAGGAGAAAUCUUCGCAUAUCCAAUGUUUCUCCAAAAAGAGUUCCAGGGUGCUACAUUUUUGGCUAUGGAUGUGACCUGCCGAUAUGUGCCAUACCUGGAGAAGGUGUCAGAGGCCCUGACUCAUCUUCAACCUCUUCAGAAAAUGAGACAUUGCUUGUCCGUGAUGCAUGCAAAUGCCCACAAUACAAAAUGCGAGAUUCUGUGGAAUGCAAGGAACCAGGAAGGUGCUGGAACCACUCUUGGUGAAGAAGUAGAGCAAGUCAAUAGUUUUCUCUCCAGAUGUGCCCUGACCACAAAGUAUAUGGCCAAGUCAGUAAGAACUGAUAUGCUUACUGUCCACGCUAUUGGGUGGAAUCAGCGUAAAGAGAAUGUCCUUCACAUUGCCUUGUCUUCCAGAUACAAAAAGACAGUAGAAAAGACCUUGGAUGUAACAGAGAGCCUGAAGAAGAUGCAGGACCAGUUGCACUGCUAUCCGAAUGGAUUCACAGAGGAGGGUUCCAAGGGCCUCAUCAGUCUACUUAAGAGAAGACUGCAAGACCUCAGACUCAAACAGCAGACUGUAGCAUGCACGUACAGAGGCAUUCUCGAACCAACUCCUAGGCUGGUGGAAGAGGAAGAAGGGGAAAUGGAGGAAGAAAUGGACUGGCAACAUGACAUCAGCUCUGAGGAUGAGGAUGAGGAUGAUGAUGCAGAGGUGGGGACUCAAGUCACCUGA